This is a messenger RNA of Stegastes partitus (bicolor damselfish), 483 nucleotides long. It is a transcript of the gene ndufa1, whose product is annotated as NADH:ubiquinone oxidoreductase subunit A1. The transcript has 3 exons. The record is from RefSeq and is a predicted model, not a curated record. The coding region runs from base 129 to 341 and encodes 70 amino acids. Gene Ontology annotation, cellular component: respiratory chain complex I. Lineage: Eukaryota; Metazoa; Chordata; Actinopteri; Pomacentridae.
GCAGAGGUCGUUAGGACGGUCUCCAUUUUGUUAGCUUCUUAGCAAAAUAAAUCUUCGUCGGUGGUUUUAGGGCAACUCGUUUGUCCUCAGAGUUGCUCUUUGUCACCUGACAGUGAAAACUUGUGACAAUGUGGUAUGAAAUCCUGCCGGGCUUCGGCCUCAUGACCGUGUUUCUCAUUAUUCCCGGCAUCGCCAACAUUAUCGGCCAAAAGUAUUCAAACGGAGGAAAGGAGAAGAGGAUCGCUCGGGUUCCGUGGCAAUGGUAUCUGAUGCAGAGAGACAAGCGAGUGUCCGGAACAGGACAGUACUUUGAGUCCAAGGGACUUGAGAACAUUAAGUGAUGAUGAGGAAUGUGGGGGCCGUGAUGAGAAGAAAUUUCUUUGUUGUAUAUUAAAAUAUGCUAUAUACCAUUCAAUUGUUUGUUUUUUUCAGUCUUUUAUGGCAGUUGUCCCUGUGACCAAUUAAACUAUUCCAGACCGGAAA